This is a messenger RNA of Sorex fumeus (smoky shrew), 1713 nucleotides long. It is a transcript of the gene CDYL2, whose product is annotated as chromodomain Y like 2. The transcript is spliced from 7 exons. Gene Ontology annotation, cellular component: nucleus. Gene Ontology annotation, molecular function: transcription corepressor activity. The record is from RefSeq and is a predicted model, not a curated record. Bases 158 to 1681 code for a protein of 507 amino acids. Lineage: Eukaryota; Metazoa; Chordata; Mammalia; Eulipotyphla; Soricidae.
CGCCCGCGCCGAUUCUGCGCAUAGGCAGCCCCCGAGCCUGUCAUCCUGCAAAAACACAGUUUACUCAACACGCCGCACACACGCGCACCCCCGCGCGCACCCGCGCCGCCCGGGCCCCGCGCGCGCCGCCGCCGCGAGCCAAGUUCCGCAGCCUGGCAUGGCUUCGGGGGACCUUUACGAGGUUGAAAAGAUUGUGGACAAGAGGAAGAGCAAGCGAGGGAAAUGGGAGUACCUUAUCCGCUGGAAGGGCUACGGCUGCGCCGAGGACACGUGGGAGCCCGAGCACCACCUCCUGCACUGUGAGGAGUUCAUCGACGAGUUCAACGGGCUGCACCUGGCCAAGGACAAGCGGGCCCGGGUGGGCAAGCAGGCCUCCAAGCCCCCGCGCGACGGCCGGGGCCCCUCGGCCGAGAAGCUGCCCCCCCGCGCUCCCGAGCCCUCCAGGAGCAGGGGCACCUCGCACAAGCGCAAGCGGGUCGGCCCGUCGGCCCUGCCCAGGGGUACCCGCAAGGGCUACUCGGCCAAGGCGCCCGCGGGCGGUGACCGGGCCGCCAAGACCGUGUCCUACAGGACUACGCCCAGCGGGCUGCAGAUCAUGCCACUCCGCAAGGCGCAGGACGGGCUGGAGAACGGGGACGCGCGCUCCGAGCAGGGGGAGCCGCACUUCGGGAACGGGCCCGCCCCGCCGGGCCUGGGCCUGGGCGAGCAGGUGGGCGAGCCGGAGCUGGUGGAGUGCGAGGGGAAUCCCGAGGCGCCGGCGGAGAACGGGCUCGAAGGCUCCGCGCUCACCAACGGCGGGCUGAGCCUGCAGGGCGCCGUGAAGAGGAAGCUGGACGCGGAGAAGGACUACGUCUUCGACAAGAGGCUGCGGUACAGCGUCCGCCAGAACGAGAGCAACUGCCGCUUCCGGGACAUCGUGGUGCGGAAGGAGGAAGGCUUCACACACAUCCUGCUGUCCAGCCAGACCUCGGACAACAACGCGCUGACCCCCGAGAUCAUGAAGGAGGUCCGGCGUGCGCUCUGCAACGCGGCCUCAGAUGACAGCAAGUUGCUGCUUCUCAGCGCCGUGGGCAGCGUCUUCUGCAGCGGCCUCGACUACUCCUAUCUCAUCGGCCGCCUGUCCAGCGACCGGCGGAAGGAGAGCACACGCAUCGCUGAGGCCAUCAGGGACUUCGUGAAGGCCUUCAUCCAGUUCAAGAAGCCCAUCGUGGUGGCCAUCAACGGGCCCGCCCUGGGCCUGGGCGCCUCCAUCCUGCCGCUCUGUGACAUCGUGUGGGCCAGCGAGAAGGCCUGGUUCCAGACACCCUACGCCACCAUCCGCCUCACGCCCGCUGGCUGCUCUUCCUACACCUUCCCGCAGAUCCUGGGCGUGGCCCUGGCCAACGAGAUGCUGUUCUGCGGACGGAAGCUGACGGCACAGGAAGCGUGCAGCCGGGGGCUGGUGUCGCAGGUGUUCUGGCCCACCACCUUCAGCCAGGAGGUCAUGCUGCGGGUGAAGGAGAUGGCUUCCUGCAGCGCCGUGGUCUUAGAGGAGUCCAAGUGCUUGGUCCGGAGCUUCCUGAAGUCGGUGCUGGAAGACGUGAACGAGAAGGAGUGCCUGAUGCUCAGGCAGCUGUGGAGCUCACCCAAGGGCCUGGACUCCCUCUUCAGCUACCUGCAGGACAGGAUCUACGAGGUGUGACGGCGGGCGGCCCCGUGGCCCCGACACCCCGG